AUGGAUGUAGCUCUGAGGGGCCUUGUGCUUUGCCUCGUGACGCAGACACUUGGUCAACAAGCAAGGCUUGGAUUCUGCCCAGAUGGCGAGUGUAUCAACUGUCGGUUCUGCGAUGGAGAUUGUUUUGCUUCCUGCAGAUGCGAAACCGAGAUGAACACCUGUUGUUGUACUGCUCCCCGGGGGCACUACGCCCGCGGCUAUGAGAAGGUUCCGUGUCCAGGUGGGACCUAUCAAGACCAGACCGGCCAGAACAGCUGCAAGCCGUGCAGCUUGGACAGCAGCGUCCUCUUUGACGUGAACCAACGAGGAGCCGUUGACUUGGUUGGCUGUGAGGAGGCCAGGUUGAGAUGCUCGUCCAGCUGUAGCAACAGCACCACUUGCGAGGUCACCUGCGUGUCUUCCAUCACUGUGGAGACCAAGAUGACGUCCAACCCGGAGGAUGACGAGUUCUGCGCCCGGACGCCCCAGCGGGCUGCUCUUGGCGCACCGAGCUCAAUUCGGCUCCUGCCUGGCACACCAACGACACUUGUUCGCACAGAUCCCUUCGCCUUUGCCUCGGGCGGUCUCUUUCUACAUUUGGGCUGCAAGACAUUGGCUGCACGGCUACCCCGGCCGCUCUACGCCGUGCUGGGCGUGGCGCCGGACGCCACGGCGGCAGAGAUCAAACAGGCUUACAGGCAUUUGGCGCUGCAGCACCAUCCUGACAAAUGCAGCAGGGCCCAGAGGAUCCCAGAGGCCGAGACCGAGGCGCUCUUCGCACGCAUCGCUUUGGCCUACGAGGUAUUGGGUGAUGAACAGCGACGGAGACGCUACGACCUCUCGGGUGAGCUCCCGCACAACGAUGCAGCGGCAGGACGAUCCGCUCAAGAGACCUUCCUCGCAGCCUACAUGUCCACGGCUCCAAAGACAGCUCGUGCUGUAACCCAGGCGGACUACUCCUUGCACAGCCUGGACAACUACGAAGUCCUAGAGGCUUUGACUCAAAAGCGGGGCGAUCUUCCAUCAGUGGUGGCCCUCUCUCGCGUCGCCUAGACUCCUCUCACAGCGCUCCUCGAAGGUCACAGCCUUGCAGUCAGUCGGUCUGGACAGACUCAACUCAAACAGCGUUGCUUUGCACAUCCAACAGCUUUGAGUCUGGCAAAUUCAAUGUACAAACUCAAACAUCCGAGAACGACACCAUGCAAAUCCACUGAAGUGAAGAGCCAUACUGUCACACCAUUCAAGCGCUGCACCACAAGUGUGGCAUGCGGAUACUGCACGACAUAUUACUAAAAAUAUGUAAAACAUAAAUGAUAUGCUUUUAUAUGAUCGCCUACUUGGACUUCAACCCGGACUUAAGAAUCAAUAAUGCGGUGGAUAAUCAUUAUCAUCGGCCAGGAGGAAAGGAGGAACAAUAAGAAACAACAGCAGCCACAGCAACCGCUAUACAUCAGAAAGAGUUCCAGGAGCUUUGUAUUGCCCACAGGCAUGACCUCGAGCGCUGAUCGAGGCAGAGUUUUGGCACCUUUAACUAAGACUACGUGGCUACACGUCUUCACUUCUGGAGAAGGAGGAGUCCUCUCCUCAUUUACCCCUUGGAUCCCCUUGGAUGGGCCAGCUUAUGCCCUCGUGCUUAUGCCCUCACGUCUUCUUCAACGAUGCACAAGCUGGACACUGAGCUCAGACUGGGAUGAGUGAGCUUAGGGUCGUCGGUCUCAGUUCCCGGGGCCGUGGAGACUGCAACUGGGCUUAGCAUGAGAGGGGCAUCAUGGGGAGCCAUGGUGAGCCAUACCCGCCCAUUAACUGGGUGGGUUGGUUGUGAUGGUGGUGGUUGGGCGGUUGGUUUUGUUUGGUUUGGUUUUGUUUGGUUGGUUGGUUUGGUUGGUUGGUUGGUGCGGUUGGUUGGUGUGGUUGGUUGGUGCG
Messenger RNA from Durusdinium trenchii, 1902 nucleotides. NCBI's taxonomy places the organism in Eukaryota, Dinophyceae, Suessiales, Symbiodiniaceae. The record is from the annotation of a GenBank genome assembly.